GUUAAUAUUUGGGUUUCUUCUAGUAGUGUCAUAUCUACGUGCAGUUUUGCUUGUUGAGCUGCUGAGUGUGGAUAAAACUCUCAGCACGGUCUCAUGAACCGUCUCAGUAAGUGGUGAAGGUAGAAUUGCCGGGUGUAGAAAACUUUGAUUUUUCUUUUACUCCUUAUCAGUCUCGUAAAGACCACAUGUCUGGGCACGGGCACGGACACGGACACGGCGGUGGACACGGCUGUUGUGAAGUCGAUCAUGAGCCCGCUGAACGGGGCCUGGAAUACGGACUGUACAGACGCAUCGACACAGAGAAGCUGCAGUGCCUGAAUGAAAGCCGAGACGGCGACGGCAAACUCGUAUUCAAACCGUGGGAUCAACGCACAGACAGGGAAAAGUUUGUGGAGAGUGAUGCCGAUGAGGAGCUUCUGUUCAAUAUCCCGUUCACUGGAAGUGUGAAGCUGAAAGGAAUUAUCAUUUCCGGUGAGGAUGAUGAGUCCCACCCAGCUGAAAUGAGACUAUACAAGAACAUACCACAGAUGUCAUUUGAUGAUACAAGCAGAGAGCCAGAACAAGCAUUUCGUCUCAACAGGGAUGCACUGGCUGAACUUGAGUAUCCGACGAAGAUUGCCCGCUUUUCCAAUGUACAGCACUUGUCAAUUCAUAUUUCUCGGAACUUUGGGGCAGAUUCCACUCGUGUCUACUACAUUGGGCUCCGGGGAGAGUACGCUGAGGCUCACAGACAUGAGGUGACGAUCUGUAACUAUGAGGCAGCAGCGAAUCCAGCAGAUCAUAAAGUGGAAACGAUCACUCCACAGACACACUUCAUAUCGUGACGAAUAAUGAGCUUGAGCUGUCUGAAUGAGAUGAAUGAUUUUUGGUAACACUGAGGUGCAUUAACCAGGAGAGGAAAAUGUCUUGAGACAUAUUUCAAGAGGAAUGUUGUUUGUUCAUGGCGAUUUGUUCAACUAAAACGUUAAGUGCAUGUUUACGCCCUUGUUGAAACGCUUUUCAAUAUAAGCUCAAAACCAGCUGAUCAAAUUGAUGAUCAGAAUUAAUGAUGAUUUGAAAGGGUUAAACAAAAUUCAACAAUGAUAUCUACCACAUGUACCUUGUAAUUUUGGAGCGUUUAAAUAAAAAAAUGCUGGCAGGUUAAA
Messenger RNA from Colossoma macropomum (tambaqui), 1145 nucleotides. It is a transcript of the gene pithd1, whose product is annotated as PITH (C-terminal proteasome-interacting domain of thioredoxin-like) domain containing 1. The transcript is spliced from 6 exons. Bases 186 to 824 code for a protein of 212 amino acids. The record is from RefSeq and is a predicted model, not a curated record. NCBI's taxonomy places the organism in Eukaryota, Metazoa, Chordata, Actinopteri, Characiformes, Serrasalmidae. Gene Ontology annotation, cellular component: nucleus.